This is a messenger RNA of Scomber japonicus (chub mackerel), 14254 nucleotides long. It is a transcript of the gene rnf213b, whose product is annotated as ring finger protein 213b. Gene Ontology annotation, cellular component: cytosol; membrane; nucleolus. NCBI's taxonomy places the organism in Eukaryota, Metazoa, Chordata, Actinopteri, Scombriformes, Scombridae. The record is from RefSeq and is a predicted model, not a curated record. The transcript has 59 exons. Gene Ontology annotation, biological process: sprouting angiogenesis; negative regulation of non-canonical Wnt signaling pathway; ubiquitin-dependent protein catabolic process. Gene Ontology annotation, molecular function: protein binding; metal ion binding; ubiquitin-protein transferase activity.
CAGGCGUCAGCGAUAACUCUGCUGAACAGAAUCUUCCAGAAAUGGUCUCCGUCUGAGAAAGAGAGCACCAAAAGCUUGUGUGACAACUUGGGGCAUUACAUGAAGAGUCUUUGUAAUGCACACACAACAAUUGAAUACCUAGACCACUCACGUCCUCCCAUGGUCAAGGUAUUGGAGCUGAUUUCAGAGAAUUUGAUUCACAUCUUAAAAGGAGAGCUGAAGGAGAAAUUCCCUGCAGGCAGCUGCAGAGACACCGAUCCUCUUCUUCUGGGCUUGUCUGUUUUCAUGGUUACCAGAAAUUGUAAGAUCAACCUUGGAAUAAGAGGCUGGGAAGAUCUUUGUUACCUGGUGUCCUCAGAGGCCGCAAUGGACAAGAAAAGCCUGGAGGGCUCACUCAGUCAUUUCCAAAAUCUACCAUACACUGUGUUGGCUCUGAUGAAUCACUGUGCGCAGCAGAUGGUAUCUGAGCUCGUCUUGCUCAUUCCUCUGCUCUUCAAACUCAGACAGCCAGAAGCUGAUGCAAAGAAAGUGGGUCCAAGUGUUGAAGAAGAGAACUGGUCAGGACUAAAAGGUGCCCGCUUCUUCAGGUUCAGAGAGAAUAUUCAGUCCCACCCUGAAAAAAGAAGGAUAAUUCUGUCUUUGAUCAAGUCACGCUUACCUUUGGCUAAAGAGACGCCUCUGCUUCUGACUGGCUGGUUAUCUCUGGUUGCGUUCGGGGAUCUUUCUGAGUUCUCAGACCUGACAGGGAUACCUGCAGAGUACCUGAUCCAGAGUCUGAUGUACAGGCUCCGAAAAUGUGAAGAGCUGUGUGAUAACAACAGAGCAGAGGAGAUUGUAAAGCAUAUUCCUAAAACACUGGACUACAUACUGCGGAAGGUGGACAAAGAUAAGGACAGAAUGAUUGAAUCUGGACAUAUGAAGCAAGCCUUCAUGAGCAGUGUCAUUUUGGCAAAGAAUACAUGCUCAAUUGUGCGACUCGUGCAGUGUUACGACGCUGCAGUCCUGUCCUACCAGCUAGUGCUGAAAAUGGCAGAGAUUGUUGAUGCUGCAAUCAGAAAAGAGUCCCCAGAUGAGUUUGACGCAUCAAAGCAGAAGUUAUUGAGUUCGCUAUAUGACGUGCAGAAGCGAAUCAGCGCGUGGAGAGAUGGAUUGCUGCUAAAACCGAUUCUGACAGCAUCAAAAGUCAGCUAUCCAAAAGAAAUUGAGAUGUGGGACGCGCUGCUUAAGGUUGAAUGCUCUAUUGAAGAAGUUUCCUCUCAGUGGCAACUGAGCCUGAAAAAAGACCUGAAGAAGAGGAUAUCCAAGGCAGGUGAGGAGGACAGAGUUCUGGUCUGCUGCCUUGAGGCAUCCUCCGCAGCCAUAAAGAAAAGCCACGAGGAUGUACAGACCUGUUUCAACGAGCUGUGUCAGUCUGCAAUCAAGAAAAUCUGUGAGAGGAAGAAGGAGGGGGACCUCAUGCGGACUCUCACCUCUAAAGAGAAAGAUCUCCCUGUUUCUGUCGUGUCUGCUGUUGUUGUUGAGUCAGCAGCACGAUUCGGUGACAACUCUGUAGACCAGCUGCUUGAUCCACAAUCUGCCAUCAACCACCUACUGUCUCACGGGGAGUGGAAGUCAAUCCAGGCGGACGACACUGCCUCGGAGGUUGUCCACAGAUGUGUGACUGCUCUGAAGUCUCUGGUGGUGUCUCUGCUUCAAGGAGACGUGCCUCUAGGACACCUGCAGACCUGCCUGAAACACAAAGAGCAGUUUAAGAAACUUUAUCAACAGUACAAGAAAAACAACAAAUCUGAGUCCAUUCCUGUGAGUGCAGAGGCUGUUCUGGACCAGAGAGGGAAGGAUUUGAAAUCUUUCCAGCAGAGGAAACAGCAAAUGGACACACUGUUCAAGAUGAUAGCAAAGGUUACAGAAAGCAUCACAGUUCCUGAGAUGUCGACGCUCGAGCAGCAGCACAGUGCAGACCUGCAGACUGUGGGCCUGAACAAACUGGUGCUUGUUCAGUCCUUUGAUAAAGAUGGGAAGUUGACGAAGACGGGUCCUUCACAGGUCCUCUGGAAUAACACCAGCAUGAAUGUCUUGAAAAUGGCCAGCCAGAUGGACAAGCUGCAUAACAGCAACCUGAUUCUGUCCUCCUGGGUCAAGAGAGCUGAAGAUUUGGCAACCUUGUCAACUCCUGUCACAGUAACCCUAAAACAGAUCUGCGACAACAUCUGGACUCCACUGCUGGCAGAUUUUCUUCAGCUUGGUGUCAGCAUUGAAAAUGCAGAUAUCACUUUCACGCAGCUCGAUGAGGUUGUAUCGAAGUCGGGCGACCAGGGAGAUGGGAAUCUGAUGAAGAGAGAGCUGAGUCUGAUGUCUGAGAUGUUUAGUGAGAUUUCAGGGAUCAAACCUCAGCAGAACUGGGUAGAGCAGAGACUUGCUCAGAUCCAGGAGUAUCGACAGCUCCAUGAGGCAGCAGCUGCAGCCAGUGCCAUGCUUAAAAUCGCUGAAAAGAUGAAGCUUCAUGGGAACUUCACACAAAUUAACACUCUCAGCCAACUGGAAGAAGACACAUUUAAGCAGAGGAACUUGGGGUCCCUCACUGACGACCUGUUACGUGCCAAACAGGAGCUCUCCACAGUCACCAAACAGAACACUGCCUGUCUGGAAGUUUUUCUGGAGAGCCAACAUCUCGUCUACUGGGUCAGAAAGAACCUUAAAAAUAUGAGUGAUGUGAAGGUUUAUGUUGACUUGGCUUCUAUAUCUGCUGGAGAGAACGACACAGAGAUUGACCAGGUCGCCUGUUUUCAUGACGCAGUGAUGGGCUAUGCCCCACUGCUCUACUCCCUCUCCCCUCGAGCUGGCUUUGAGGAGUUCAUGAAUUGUGCUAAGCAGGUGUGGGAGACCCAAAAUAGAGACGAGAAACUACCGGACAAACUGAGAGAGUCUAAUCGAUUGCUGAACUGGCUGCAAGGACUGAAGGAGACCCACGGUUCUGUGGAGCAAUCCUCUCUCUCCCUGGCUUCAUCCAUUAAUGCUCAUGGAGUUUAUCACAUUGGAUGGUCUGAUGAAAAGACAGAGAAGAGAUGUCUACAAAACAUGAUAAAGGUGACAGUGAGACGGGGCAAAGAGGAGAAAAGCUACAGACUAGAAGAGCUGCUGGAGCUGCAGAACAAACUCAUGCUCAUGUCGUCCAAAGGGGAGCACGGCAGAGAACAAGUCAACAGGUUCACAGAGGUUUUUGAAGGAGUUCAGAGACUUGGCACUAUCCUUCUUCAGAUGCAAAUAUCUGGCAACAUACUCUUCAGGAAAUGGCAUGCUCAGGUCCAGUGUCGCCCAAAACAGCAGCCAUGUAUCAGAGUCAUCUUCUUAUCCCUGAUGAGUCAAGAGAUGGAGUACAGCGGUGAGGUGACCGAGCAGCUGCAAAAGCUUGCUCACUCCAUGGAGGACUGUCAGAAAGAGUGGCGCUCCUUUAUCAGUGAGAUGCGCUCCAAAUUCAACUUGCUGAACCACUACACCUCUGAGCAGAUGGUGUACCUGUGUCAUUGGAUACACAAAGUGUGUCAACAGUCUCAGACCUCAGUUCCUCCACAGUUAUGGCAUUUACUGUUUCCCAUAAAGCCCCAGUGCACUCUAGCUGAUAUCAGAGCAGCUUACAAUAAUACAGCAAGUAUAACGUCAAUGGACGAUGAAUUGGAAGAUGCUCAGAGUGUAGGGAGCCACAAUGUGGAGAGUCUUGAGAGUCUCUGGAGACGAUUCAAGGAGGACAUGUCACAGUACCUCACUGAGUACUUGGACAUCUCAACUCUGGCCCAUUUCCUCUCAUGCCUCGCAGACAUGAACCAGCAACAUAUGAUAAGGAACCUUCCAUCAGUUCUGCAGGAGGGAAGACCCAAUCUUGUGCUUUGUCCCAGUGCAGAAGUGUUUACCACCACCCUGUCGUACUACAUGCAGAGUCCAGAGCAGCCUCUGCCAUCUGCUGAUGAGGUUCUAGUCUGCAGAGAGGAAACAUCAGAAGAGGAGGUGGAGAUCUUCCUCCGUCGAGCUCUAGGCCAAGGCUCCAGAUGCCAGAAGAUAUAUUCCCUCGUCAAUCCAGGGCUGCUGGGAUAUGAUGUCAGUGAAGCCUUGUGGGGGCACUUCGAGCUUCUUCAGAGAAGUGCCAACCCACGUUAUCGUUUGGUAAUAGUCAGUUCAGUUGUGCACCAGCACAGAUACGUGCCUUCUUCCUUCAGCAAUUACAAAGUACAGGCUGGUGUGACUGUAACAGCAGAGAUUGCCAGGAAAUAUCUAAACCACCACUUUGCACAAAACCUGCUCCCACAAAACCCUACACCGGUCUCGCCACAUGGGCUUUCAGUGUGGAUGGUUUCAUCUGUACGCCCUGCAGUGGGGAAGUCUCUUUAUGUAGAUCGACUGUUUGAGAAGUUCCAGCAGAGAUCUCACAGUGCAAAACACAUAAGGAUUACACUGAUUGAGCCAAGUGUUGAUAUAGACGCUUUGAUUAAGACUCUAACAGACAGACUGGCAUCCUUGAGAGAGCAGGACCCUGUUCUCUUGCACAUUGACACCGCUGGAGUUCGUUCAGGUCUGGAGGAACUGCUUUUCCAUUUGUUAAUUCUGGGCUGUGUGAGCGACAGUCACGGCUUUCUGUGGAGAAGAAAUCUAGCUCAUUUGAUCACAGUUGAGGUCCAGAGAACAGGCACAUCCCCUCAAAACCAGCCGAAGCAGACAAAGCUCGGACUUCUUGACAUACUGCCUACCAUCCAAUGUAAACCACCAAGAGAAGUUCUAGCCAGUCCACGGGUGUUGAAACAACACAUUGAUCCACUCAUUGAUGAGCAGGAGUUUUGCAGUGAGGGGAUUCAAAGACCCUAUCAGUACUUAAAGCUCUACAAGAACCACCAGAAUCUGGAUCAUUUUAAGUAUCAGGAGGAACACAUUGGGAAUCACUUUGAUUGUCUCAGACACUUUCUGGAAUACUGUGGAAUGGAAGAUCCAUCUUGGGCCGAGCUGAAGAACUUCUCCUGGUUCCUCAAUGUGCAACUGAAAGACUGUGAGAACUCAGUUUUUUGUGAUCCAGAAGUUCUGGCUGACCAGCUGCCCGGCUUCAAGACUUUCAUUGUGAAGUUCAUGAUUCUGAUGGCAAAAGAUUUUGCGUCACCAUCUCUCAACACAUCAGAUGAAAGUCCCAUGCUGCACAUUGAUAACAAUCUGGAGGAUGACCUUCUUAACCGUCUGACAAUUCGUAAGCACUGGGAAAAUGAGUCUCAUCCAUACAUCUUCUUCAAUGCGGAUAGAUUCUCAAUGUCUUUCCUUGGCUUUAACGUGAUGAAACAUGGGAACACACUCAAUGCAGUAGAUCCUCACAGUCCCUCACAAAUCCUGAUAGCAAAUGUGAUGUCAGAAGAACUUUUUCAAGGUUUGCGUAGGAACGCGAUCUCUCUCAGAGAGGACUUUGAUCAGUUGGCCCGGCAAGAUAAAAUCAGAAAGAUUUCCUGUGUUGUUGGUGCAAAGAAAAUUGAUUUUGAUCCAGACCCAACAUAUGAGCUGACUGCUGACAAUGUGAUGAAGAUGUUGGCCAUACACAUGAGAUUCCGGUGUGGAAUUCCAGUUGUCAUCAUGGGAGAGACCGGCUGUGGAAAAACACGAUUGGUCCGUUUCCUUUGUGCUCUGCAGAGGGAUCAAAGAACAAUCGAGAACAUGGUACUUGUCAAGGUUCAUGGUGGAACUACAGCAGAGAUGAUCUACAGAAAGGUGAGGGAGGCAGAGAUGCUUGCUGAGAGUAAUCGUGCACUGCACGAAGUAGACACCAUUUUGUUCUUUGACGAGGCCAACACCACAGAGGCCAUUUUUGCCAUCAAAGAAAUCAUGUGUGACCGAUCAGUGAAAGGGUCCCCUCUGAAGACAGACAGCGGCUUGAAAAUAAUAGCUGCUUGCAAUCCUUACAGGAAGCAUUCACCUGAGAUGGUUGAACGUUUGGAACGUGCAGGAUUAGGCUACAGAGUGAAGGCAAAUGAAACAACAGACCGCCUUGGCAAAGUACCUCUGAGACAGCUGGUGUACAGAGUUCAUCCUCUACCUCCAAGCAUGGCUUCCUUGGUGUGGGACUUUGGUCAGCUGAGUGAUUCAACUGAACUUUCCUACAUCAAACAGAUUGUUCAGAAAAAUGUUGACAUCCAUAAUUUGCCAGUGGUCUGCAAGAAUAUAAUUUCCAAUGUUCUGGCAGCCUCUCAGAGGUACAUGCGGGCUCGAGAAGAUGAGUGCAGUUUUGUUAGUCUCAGAGACGUGGAGAGAUCUAUGAAAGUGCUAGUUUGGUUUUACCAGCAUAGCAAGGUCCUUUUCAAAAACCGCUCUCAUCUUGAUGAGGUUGAGAAAACACUGAAGUGCUUGAUUCUUGCAGUCGGAGUCUGCUACUACCCGUCUCUGGUGGCCAAAGAGGAGUACCUCUCUGGAAUUUGCCGGUUCUUUCCAGACCCAUUCCGCUCUUCAGCGGCAUUGCAGGAAGAAAUUUCUUCAUGUCAAGACUUCUUCCUUAAGAACGUACAGACAAGGGAGACCAUUGCAAAAAAUGUUGCCCUUAAAGAGAACGUGUUUCUCAUGGUGGUGUGCAUUGAGCUCAGGAUCCCACUCUUUCUGGUUGGCAAGCCAGGUAGCUCCAAGUCCCUUGCUAAAACAGUGGUUGCUGAUGCCAUGCAGGGCCAGAACUCCCACUGUGAACUAUUCAAGGAGCUCAAGCAAGUCCAUAUGGUCUCCUUCCAGUGCAGUCCUCACUCAAGUCCCGAGGGCAUCAUAGGAACCUUCAGGAACUGUGCCCGAUUUCAGAAGGACAAAAACAUGGAUGAGUAUGUAUCAGUGGUGGUGCUUGAUGAGAUAGGACUAGCAGAAGAUUCUCCCCAGAUGCCUCUGAAGACUCUGCAUCCUCUCUUGGAGGAUGGUUGCAUUGACAAUGACAAGCCAGACCCACACAUGAAGGUUGGUUUUGUUGGCAUCUCCAACUGGGCUCUUGACCCAGCGAAGAUGAACAGAGGAAUAUUUGUGUCCAGAUGGGAUCCCAGUGAGAAUGAACUUGUGGAAACUGCCAAGGGAAUUUGUGCAUCCUCCAACCCAAUUCUCCUGAAGAUCAUACACCUCUUCCCAUCUUUGGCAAAGGCCUUCUUGGCUAUCUGUGACAAGACCUCAAAUAAUCAGUUCUUUGGUCUAAGGGAUUAUUACAGCUUAGUCAAAAUGAUUUUUGCCAUAGUGAAAUCCUCACAGCAAGAGCCGGAUGGUGGGCAGUUGGUAGAGGCAAUCUUGCGUAACUUCAGUGGACAACCAGAGGAUUUUGACCCCGUCACAUUUUUCCAAGAAGUUAUCCAAAACCUUUUGGAAAUUCCCAGACCAAGCACCUUACAAAUGGUGAAGAAGAAUCUUGAUCAUGAUGCCAAACAGGAGAACCGUUACCUCCUUUUGCUGACCACCAACAAUGCAGCUCUUCAUAUCCUUCAGCAACAAAUCUUUGCCAAAGGAGACUAUCAACCCCCAGAAAUUAUCUUUGGCUCGGGAUUCCCAAAGGACCAGGAAUAUGCCCAAAUCUGCCGUAAUGUGAACCGGGUGAAAACAUGCAUGGAGACUGGGCGUACUGUCAUCCUCCUCAACAUGCAGAAUCUUUAUGAAAGCCUCUACGAUGCCUUGAACCAGUACUAUGUUUACCUCAGUAAGCAGCAAUAUGUUGAUCUUGGUCUUGGCUCCCACAGAGUCAAAUGUCGUGUCCAUACAAACUUCAGACUGGUGGUAGUGGAGGACCAGAAAAAGGUCUAUGAGCACUUUCCAGUGCCCCUCAUCAACAGGCUUGAAAAACACAGGGUGGAUCGAAGCACAGAUCUGGAACCAUGGCAACACAGGAUUCUCCACAAACUGAGGGAGUGGGUGAAGGAAUUCUUGGGUGAGGCUUCAGAGGAUUUCAGGGAGUCUGAUAUUUUCAUUGGCUUCCAUGGUGACGCCUGUGCAAGUGCUCUCUUGCAAGCUCUAGAAAGAGAAAGCAUGCAAGAAGUCGAAGACAGUGCUGUAGAACAGGAUCAACUGGAUGAAAAAGAUGAACCACAGGGAACACUUGAGUCAAGUUUUAACAUACAUGAAGAGGUAACUGUCAAGGAGGAUGACCAGCAGGGUGAUGCAAUGGAUGUAGAGAUAGCUGGAAAAGAGCAAGAAAUUGUGCCAAUGGAAAAGGCAGAUGAUGAAUCCACAGAGUCACGUGAUGAUGAGAAUAAAGUGGUGUCUGAGAGCGAAGAAAAGAUGGAGACAGAAACUGAUGUUGGAUCAACUGAGGAAAAUGAGGAAAAACAAGUCUUAGAAUUAGCCAAAGUUCUCUUGUUGAACUGUGCCACCCCUGACGCUGUGCUGAGGCUUAAAUACUCAGAUUUAGAAAACCAAGAAAGGCGGAAACUCCAAACAUUCUACUUUGAGCAACAACAUCACCACUCGCUCCGAGAUUUCCUAGAAGAUUACCAACACAAGCAUCAGGACUCCAGCAGGUUUCUAGAGAUCACUACAUUCUCCAGCUUGUUGACCAAAUCAGAUGUCAGAGUAGUAGCUCAUACUCUAGGACUUCACACCGACAAGAUCCUCCUGCUCUCACUACACCAGUUUGACACUGAGGUCUCCUUCUGCAGCAAGAUACGGGGCUUCCUUCAAGAUGCUGGACACUCUCUUCACCUUCUGAUAAUCCAGAUGGACCUUGAGGAACCCCAGUGCAAUGACGAGCUCAUAGCAUCAGCAAAGUACUGCACCAUGAAUUACCUGAUGUCACGAGAAGAACAGACAUGUUGGGUGAUCUUCAUUGUGAAGGUUUCCAGGAUCCCUAGUCAAUCGCAGUACAUUGGUUUCCAAGGAGGAGUUUGGAACUCAGUGCACAUUGAUGACCUGAGGGAUUCAGAUGACAUGAGCCUGAACUUGUUGGUUUUCCGUGGAACUCUCAUUAGCAGCCUACUCAAGCCUGCACUGUCAGGUAGUAACUGUGCAUUUUCUGAGCAUUAACAAGCAGGAAAAGCCCACCUCUGCAGCCUAUCUUUAGUGAGAUCAUGCAUCCAAAAAGCAGUGGGUUUGCUGCGGGACCCCGACAACAUGAUGUCACGAAGCAUGCAGCGGAUGCAAAUCCUUCUGACUCUUCUGGGAACUGAUCAAAAGCACUUAGGAGGUCACUUUCAGAGGGUAUUGUUGAGUAGACUGGCAGAGGCCUCGGCACAGAAUGAAAAGAUGAAGGACUCUCCCAAGGAGUGGAUGAGCAAAGAAGCCAAGAAACGCCAGGCUCUACAAGAGGGGGGAACUCUGAGACACACCCUGUGGCGCUUUCUUCAGUCCACUGUGACUCCGAUCUUGGCCAGCAUGUUGGAAGUUAUGGACAGGUACGCCAAUCUGGACCAGCUCUCUGAUGACAGGCUCAGCGAGGGCCGGGUUAAGCUGUGGUUGGACAUCUUCGCAGAUUCACAGAUUUUAGACCUAGCACCUCACCAAAACACAAGUGUGGCAGAUCAGGAAGUGCCUGUGCAGCACUUCUUCAUGUUGGACGGUGAACAACAACCAAGUGCUGCUCCAUUCAGCUGGCACAUCAAAAUGCACCUUGAAAACCUGUGGGAAGAAUCUGAAUUUAUGCCAGUAACAAAAGAUGGAAGCACAGAGAGGAUUCUUCAGUUUGUGAGCACCUUCAACAACAGCAGGCUGGCCAUCCACUUCCAGAGCCUCUCAGACACAGAGCGAUUGGAGUAUGGCCACCACUAUCUCCAAGACUUUCUGCUGCUUUCUUUGAAGAUCAAAUCAAAGGAUGAACUAAGGGUUCUCACCAGGGCCAUGCUGGGCUGCGUGUCUGAGCUUCAGAGGUCCAUGGGAGCAGACCCUGAGCUCUCUCCUGCUUGGAUAAUGGCUUCUGCCAAACAUUUUGAGCUCAGACUGGACACACUCUGCCACAUAUUUCUGCUGCAGCCCGAGCUGGCUGAUGAUGUCUUUCGACAGGGACCAAAGACAGAGACUCUGGAAAUGAUGGACGACAUUUCAGCUCUGGGUAUCUGUGUCGAGCAGACCAAACUUCUGACUGUGACUUCUCUGCAUGAGUGUGAGUCAUUUGUGAGCAGAGUGGAGUUCCUGCAGCCGUGUCUGGACAGAGCGUUUGGUCAGAAAUACAGUGCUCUGUGCAGUGCUGGCUGUCUGCAACAUCUGGACUCCAUCAGGUCACUGUGGCAUGGGAUGCUGGUUGUUGCAUCUUUCAUCCAGCACAUCAUUUUAAAAGUUAAAGAGGAUGACUCUAAAAUGAAAGAGCUGGCUUUAACACACUGCAAUCUUCACCUGAACCUGAUGCAGGAGUCGCCUGAUGUGAGGAGCGUGGACACAUUGCGGCAGCUGAUCCGCAUCCUGAACUCUUACCACGAUGAGUGUAUCAGCAGAGAUCUCAGGUUUGGCAUGUCCUGCCCAGUUUGCCUGUCGGAGCUCACAGAGCCGUCCGUCCUCCCCUGCAAGCACAUCCUCUGUCUGCCAUGUCUCCAGCGCUGUAUUCAGUCACAGAGACAUAGUUGUCCCACAUGCAGGACACAGCUGCCACCAAACUUUAAGCCGGCUGUUUCUCCAACCAUCAAGGCAGCACUUCAGCAGCAAGCGGAGGUCAGGAGCUGCUGUAACUCCUUCUUCCUGGAGGUGGUGUCCAGGUUCUGUCUGUCAGAGGGGCAACGUCCAGGAGAGGGAGUGGUGGAGCUGCUCUUCUCCCUACUCGUCUCUGCUAAUGGAGAUGUGUACAGGACCAGACAGCUGUCUCCUUUCCUGCAGUGUGUGGACAACAGUCCGGUGGUUCGCUCUGUGCUGCCAAAACUCCUGCUGCAGUACAGUUUUGACCAGGCAAAGGCUCACAUUCAGAUCUACCUGAAGAACCUGAAGGAGAACCUUCUACAGAUAGAAGACCACACUGAACUCUACCUGCUGUUUGUCAACUGUUUCCAGGACUCUCUGAUGUCCUCUGAUGCGAGAGAAGUGGAGCAGAACAGAGAAGAGCAGCGGCAGGCAGAAAUGCGAUUCCUGAGCAGGAUGGCCAGGAAACAGACUCCAGACAGGCAAGCAGACCCGGCAGAGUUCCUGCUCAGCACAGCCAGGCUGAGGAUCUGUCUGACCACGGCUGCACGGCUGUUGAAGAACGCGGCUGAAGGAAAGGCUGGCAGACUUGGGGAGGUGGAAGCUAAUCAGUACCUGCAGGAGGUGAAAGCGGUGUGUGAAUAUUGUGGUGAUGACUGGAUUCGGGUUUACCUGCUGCGAGCCCUCGACAGAGUCUCCGGUAUGGACUGCAUACUGUCCCUGAUGAACAUCCCCACCUGGAGAUGGGUCUUUCCACCAGACCUCUUUCGACUUCAGAGGAUGACUCCAACCAAGAUGGACCAGUUCCUCUGCUGUGGGGCGUCUUACCGAGCUCUGAGAGACGCCAUGGUCCAAUUUCUGUUGGACAGAAAGAACAACCUCUUGACAGAAGUAAAGAAGCUGAGCGGUUCUCAGAUCAGCCUCCUGGCUCUGGCCGUGUUCAGACAGAUCACCUGCCGCUACAAAUCACCUGAUACCAACAUCCAUCCGACAGCACAGGAAAGAACAAGACUGGAAGAGUUCCUGAAAAACGUCAAAUCAAAGGAGUUCAGGGAUUUCUGCACGUCACUUCUUUCAAAUCAUAUCGGCGGGCCACGAUCAAGCCUCUGCAUCAACCCGAAUCUGUCAGGCCAGAGACAAACCCUCCUGGAGCUACUGGUCCAUCUCAACUCAGUGCUCCUCAGUGGAAAUACUCUACUGCUUCCUCUCCACCACAUAGCUUUCCAGCCUCAAAAUGUUACAAACUACUUCCUGCCAACCAUGCCAGAAGAUCACACAAAUGAAGCCAGACAGUGGCUGACUAAAGAGGAUAGACUGCAAGCAUACUAUUGUGCUAAAGGACAUCUGUGCUUUGUUGGAGGGUGUGGUAAACCAGUGGUCAGAUCAAGAUGUCCAGACUGUGGAAGUCCAAUUGGUGGAGAAAAGUACAACCCAGUUCAGGGGUUUACUCGGCACAGAGGACAGAGAGAUGAAAUCUGGACAGGGCACAUAUUAGGAGAGGCCCGUCAGAGGUCUGAUGCCCCUGAAAGACAGAUGACAUACGUUCAGUCCUGCGUCCUGCGGCUGCUCACACACCUGGCCAUGCUUCAAGGCGCUGCUGGGAAUGACAGAGGAGUCAGUGACAUGAUCCACCCCAGGCCCUCUUUAGAUGUUUUCAGCUUUCUAUGGAAACACCUCGAGAAGGACAUGGAUGUGUUGGGGAAGGCUCUGGACCAGAAUAUGGACAACACAGCAGUUACAGUUCAUCUGAUUCUCAACACCUGCACAGAAUUCAAUACAGUUUCCCGAGGUGCCAGACCUGAUUUGUCCACCAUAGAAGGACGGAAGCAGUGGGAGAAGCUCGUCUGUGAUUCUACCAUCAAUCCAAUAAUUAAAGCACCCAGACGCAUUUUGGCUGAAGGUCAGGAAGCAAUUGCUGCUGAUGAUGGAGUUGCUGGAAGCCCCCUGAUGACUGUCAUCUCCGGGGAUCCCACCGCCAUGCUGUCCCUCCGCUCUGACAGCCCGACACAUCGCUCCUCCUUCUGGACUCUUCCCCAAACGAUGACAGUGGAGCGCUUCUCUCAGUUGGUGGGAGAAGCACAGGGAUGGAGCUCUUUGUCACUGCUGGACUUGUUUCUUAAUAAGAUUCACUGUUUGAGGCAGUUACAUCACCUGCCAGAGCUAGCGGCGUUACAGUCGGACCUGCUCAGGGUCUUUCCUCCGACGUCAGACUCCACGCCUCCAACUAUCGCACAGAUGUUACAGCAGAUACCAGCAGGCUAUCAGAAGAAGCUGCUGGAGGAGAGAGUGAAGAAUUUCAUCAAGGUGUGGAACUGCCUCAGAGCAGAGGUGGCAAACAAAUCAACAGAUUUGGGUAAGAAAGAGGUAACAACCGAGAGCUCGGGGGAGUUUCUGACACCGAGCCGACACGGACCGGGGUCGUGUCUCCGAGAUCUGGUUGACUUCCUGACGGAGACUCACAACAGCGUGGUGAGAGAGGCCAGGAAAGUGAGCCGCCAGGAGGACAGUGAGUACAAUGUUCCUUUGGAGAGGAUAUCAGAAACCCAGCUGAUUCAGUGCCACCCAGAAAGAGAGCUGCUACCUCUGGUUUUAGCCCACUGCCACUACACCCUGAAGAAAGGCGGGGAGACCGACAGAAGCUACGACCUGCCAGGAAUCCAAACCCAGCUGGUCCGACGAUUCAUGGCUGGAAAACCAAUUAUCCAAGCGGACACCUCGAGGUUCUUGAACAGACAUCUUCAGGAUUUCUCUGUGAUCCUAAGUGAGGUCAGAGGAAAGAUUGAUCAGGAACCGCUGAAGGGUUCGGUGAGCAGCGCCAUGAGAACUGUGCUGCGCUCAUACACGGAUGUUUGUGAUGCUGUGCACGUGGUGGAGAUUGGCCUACGUUUCCUCGGCAAGACGGGCGGGGAUCCUCACGGUCAACUCUUGCCCUACCUCACUGAUUCUCUACAGAUGCGGGAACAGAUUUCUAGCACUGUAGCCAAGGGUCUUACUGGGUGCAAACUAGAACACAGCAUAUCCACCUGGCAGCUCCUAACUUGUUGGAAAUCUGAGCUUAUGCUGGACAGAAAGCAAGACCCGUUUCGGCGACUGCCCCCAAAGUUCCAGCAGAAGCUGUCAGAGGAAGGAAAGAAGGGGCUGAAGGUUUUCCUCCGUGCCACAGAUGUUGACGCUUUCUGUUUGGAGCUGCAUGAAAUUCUGCUGCUGAAGACGAGCGCCACCAUGCCAGACGACGGUUACCAACCUCACUGGGAUAUCAGGUCCACCUUGGAGAUCCAUUUGGAGCAGAAGGAUCUUCCACCUCUGCUGGAGCUGGAGACGUUACCGGAGGAGAUCCUAGUGGCACACGGGGCUGAUGUGUGGAGGACAGCUGUGGAGUUCAAAAGAAGAUAGAUGAUUUCUGCAGAGAGCUGAUUUAUAGCUGAUAUUUUUUCUUUUAUGCAACUUAUUUGUGUUAUUAUUGAUGUUUGUUUUCGGAUAUCUGGAUUACAAUUGACUGUCUAUAAUGAAUCAUUCCAUGUCAUAGGGCAUAUUCUGAUUAAAUGUGCCUUCCUCUGAUGUAAAUAUUGUAAAUGUUCAAAUUAUGACUUGAAUUUUAAUAUUGUUUAACUAAUAGAUAAUCACAGGCUUGUGAAAUAAAUAAAGCUGAAGCUUAUUUUAUACAAUCAGAAAUUAAUGUCAGGGAUCAAUA